Guyanagaster necrorhizus is the source of this 1710-nucleotide messenger RNA. RefSeq lists its product as uncharacterized. Gene Ontology annotation, cellular component: cytoplasm. NCBI's taxonomy places the organism in Eukaryota, Fungi, Basidiomycota, Agaricomycetes, Agaricales, Physalacriaceae. The transcript has a single exon. Bases 102 to 1427 code for a protein of 441 amino acids. The record is from RefSeq and is a predicted model, not a curated record.
AAUAAGGGCCACCAGCGUGACAGCGCAAGAAAGGAACGAAUAAGAAGCCGGGUAUUAGUUGCGCCGUUGAUGAGUCCCUACUUGCCACAUGCGACAGUCGGAUGUAUCGUCCUGCCUUGCCUCCCCGUCCCACCCUUCCGCCUGUCCCCUCGCUACAAGGCGCUGCCAUCGACGACGAUGACCAGCAACCAAAGGGAAUCGCAGCAAGGAUAGCCAGCUUGAAGCUCGACCGAAGCUCAUCUGGCCCACUUCAAGGCCGAAGCUCGCUCGUCGUACGGGAUCCCGACUUUCUUCGCCUUAUCCGUCGCCCGCCACCGCCCAUCCCGACAUCGACACCCCACAGUGCCCUGCCGCCUCCGCCGCCUCCUCCUCGACGUCCACCCGCCCAUCUUCCUACCCCACCUCCAGAGCCAGAACCAGAACCAGAGUCGUCCUGCCUCAAGUGCCACGACUUCUCCUACGUAGAUGCCCAUGCCGCCCAAUUCCCCCGCCAGACAGUCAGCUCCCUCGACCAGCUCGCAGUCGACCUCACCUCUCCCUUCGACUCUGAAACAGAAAAGUGUCGUGCAAUCUUCACAUGGCUGCACCACAACGUCGCCUAUGAUGCUGCGUCCUUCUUUUCCGGAAACGUACGUCCCGCAACUGCCCAAUCCACCCUCCAAUCUGGACUGGCAGUCUGCGAUGGGUAUGCUGGCUUGUUCGAGUAUCUCGCCCAGCGCAUCGGGGUGCAGUCUUACAAGGUCACUGGCCAUGGGAAGGGCUUUGGGUAUGCCGCGAUAGGCCCCGAUGUGCCCGUUCCUCCCUACCAAGGGAAUCACGCCUGGAACUGCGUACUCAUGGACGGAGAGUGGCGGCUCAUUGACUGUUGCUGGGGUGCCGGCGCCCUCGAAGGGUCCGCGUAUAACAAGCGCUUCACUCCCAUGUGGUUCAGCUCUUCCCCAGCAGAAUUUGUGAGGCGCCAUUACCCCGAAGACCCAUCUUACCAGCUUAUAGCCGAGGAGGAUGGUGGCCCUGUGUCCUGGGAGCAGUACAUCCUCGAACCGGAGGGUCCUGUCAUCUUCCAGGACUUUUAUCAGUUGAACUUUAAUCCUUACCUCAUCCAGCCCGCCGAAAAGUACAUUCAGAGCGGGACAUGGGCCACUUUUCACAUAUUCAAGCUCUGUGAGCAUAUGUCGAGGGCUGAGGUGGAUAAUUAUGUUUAUCUUAUCAGCAAUCCUGACAAGACGCGAACCCCAAUGCAGGCGAACGAAGAAGGCGGUUGGAGCGCCACUGUGUAUAUUCCUAGAGGAGGAGGAGAGCUUUCUCUCUAUUACGUUACACAAUGCGAUUGCAGGGAUGGGAAAGGGCUAGGUGUUCAAGGGUUCAACAAUGCCAAUGGCCGCAAAGCCAUGGCUUUUGGAGGUAUGGGCAGAUGGACUGUAGUCUAGUAUACCUUAGCAAUACCCAACCUAUUUAUCAAUUCUUUGGUUCAAAGCAUAUAGUAUGCAAUAUUUUGAAAGAAAGCACUAUGUAUCCCAGUCUACAGGUUAGCACGAUACACGUAUACCCUGCCCUUCCAGAUAUCGCUUCAUAUCGGCUAUCAACUCAAGCUGCUCACCCACUGUCAGCCCGCUUACAAUCGUCUGCAACACCGAACCUACCGUGACAUGAUGUUCACGGAUAAGGCUGCUAUAGUAAACAUAGAUGAAGACACCCAUCAAGAACCUUAAC